Molecule: messenger RNA, 943 nt
Organism: Aspergillus candidus
Lineage: Eukaryota; Fungi; Ascomycota; Eurotiomycetes; Eurotiales; Aspergillaceae
Exons: 2
Coding region: 221-472 (83 amino acids)
Source: RefSeq, a predicted model, not a curated record
GUUUGAAGAUGCUGACGGACCAACAAAAGGGAGCAGAAACACACAUUACGAAGCGAGACCGGUAAAUACGAGAAUACACGCUGAUCGCCUCCAUCUGAUAAACGUUUCCCCAUUCUGCGGCCGGAUCUUUGGAUUUUCCGUUGCAAUCCUCGGCAUUACGUAGCAGGAGGUUCUCUCCGGGGGUCAUUUGUUUCGUCGCAAAACAUCGAAUUGUGCAGAAAUGGCGGGGAAGAUCUUUGGACGGACACCAGGGUCCCUCAGUGCCCCGAUAGCUGCCUUUUCGAUGGCCGCCAUCCUGUGCUCCUACUGCGUCAGUUCUAUAAACACCGCUCGCCGGGAAGCGCAGACUUCUUCGGGAUCUGUCGACAUCCGCCACAAGCAGCCGACGUCAGACAAGGCAGUCACGCCCUCUUGGGUUCAAAAGGCACUCGAAGAGAGCCGCGAGGCAGAGAAUCGAGGUGGCACUAAGUGACUUUGAGGGAUUGGCUGUUCUGACUCUAUCCGGACAUGUUUGUUCUUCUCGCUAGGGAGAAAGCGCGCAUCUCCGGACUGGGUCUGGUGGUUCCAGGCGGGCAAUCAUCUCAUGCAAUGGCUUUUCAUGGAACGGAAACUUGACCGGAUGCAACGACUGCUCGUCUGUGGAUAUUCUUUCAUCGAGCGGAGAACAUGAUCCGUUGCCUCUGGUCCUAGGAGUUUUGCGCCGUGGGAUCAGUGCAACCGCCAAGUUCCGGGAAAGCCAGAUGCUGUCGUUCAUCGGUCUCACUGUGCAAAGUACCACAUCUAAAAGACCAUAGUUGUCUACAUAUCGAAGACUGAUUUUGACUGUUGAACCACACACAGUUGUAUUCCCUAUGUCGCAUCAGCUAGCACUAAUGAACGAGUCUGUUCGGAGGGGACACCCUCUGUGGCCGUUUGACCAAAAUACAUAAUUGCCAUGAGACAG